CGUCAUUCGGUCCAACGGACCACACCACGCUCCGCUGAGAGUGCGAGUGCGACGACGCCACCACCCCAACGCCAUGUCGCUCCGCCGCCUCCUACCCCGCUCCCUCUCCGGCCGCCUCCGCCGCUCCCUCUCCACCGCCGUCGCAGUCCCAGGCCGCUCCCUCCCCACCGCCGACCUCUCCGCCCGCCUCCGCCGCUCCCUCUCCACCUCCUCCGCCGCCGCCACGCACCCGCCAUGGGCAAUCAUCCACGACACAUCGGAGGUCGACAGGUCGUCCUCGGCCCCGGGCGCGCGCUUCCGCCCCGUGGAUCCUCCGGGCAUUUCCCACAUCUUCGCCCCAGCGCACCUCAUCGAUCCCACGGAACGCCCAACCGCAGGCAGCAGCGACGUCCUCCGAUACCUCGGCGGCAACCUCGUCCAGCUCCUCUUCGGCAGCGUCGGCGCCGCCAGCGACGACGUCCACCUCCUGCUCAGCUACCACGACCUCCGGGCGGAGGGCCCUUGCACCCCCUGGGACCUGGCCGGGAGCCCCGAAGUCCAGCGCUUCGUCUGCAACCCCCUCACCGGCCAGAUGCUCCGCCUGCCGGACAUCGCCGGCUCCAGGAGGGCCUUCGCCGUCCACCACAUGGGCCUCCUCACCCAGGCAGACGGAGGGCUCGGGUGCGGCCCGCCCGACAGGUUCGCCGUCGCCGAGUUCGUCCACAACGGCGCCGCCGUCGUGCGGUUUCUCUCCGAGGAAGGAAAGUGGAAGGUGGUACGGCCCAUCCAUGGCAAUCCAUCGCUCCUGCGCCCGAUGCGGAUGAACCAGGAGACGGUUGCCUUCGGCGGCCGCCUGUGGUGGGUCGACCUCACCUUGGGUGCCGUCUCCGUCGACCCGUUCGCCGACCGGCCGGAGAUCCGCUUCGUCGAGCUGCCGAGCGGCAGCGUGCUGCCCGCGCCUGCUCCUGUGGACGAAACGGAUCCCAGCAAGGUCGGCGAACGGACGCAGUUGAUUCUGGAUGUGGCCAAUCGCCGGCGCAUCGGGGUUUGCGAGGGGAGGCUGCGCUACGCCGAGGUAUCUCCUCGUGAACCGUUCCUUCUCAGCUCUUACGCGCUCGACGACGAGGAGGGCAGCGGCUGGAAGCUGGAGCAGCAGGUGGCGCUCAGGCAGGUGUUGGCGGACGGCGGCUACCCGUGGCAGGAGAACUCGGGACAGGCGGGGCCGCAGAUCGCUGUGCUUGACCCGCUCAACGCCAGUGCCAUUUACCUCAAGGUCGGCGAGGGCGUCCUUGUCGUGGACAUCCACAAUGGGAAGGUGAUCGGGGCGGCCACUCCGGUUGGCGGCGAGUACAUUUCUCUCAUGCCAUGCGUGCUUCCACCGUGGCUUGGAUCAAGCCGGAUCCCCACGGCAGGCAAAGAUGUCUUGAAAUCGACAGAUGAUUUGGUUUAGUUUCAUAUAGAAGUAGCGCAUGGGUAUGAAUUUGGCAGCCAGCUUAUGCAUCUGGGUUCCUCUAAGUAAUGGAUGCAGGGGUUGCGCUAUAUUAGGAAGCUAUAUGGCAGUAGUUUGUCGAACUCUCAUUUUAGAGGAAAUCUGGAUAAGUUUGGAUCUAUUCUAGUUGUUUAUUUAUGAAUUAUCUGGUUUAGAGGGAAAUCUAGCUGUAGUUUCAGCCCUCAGAUUAGGAGAUUCGAAGUAUCAUUUUGGAGGAA
Molecule: messenger RNA, 1686 nt
Organism: Hordeum vulgare subsp. vulgare (domesticated barley)
Lineage: Eukaryota; Viridiplantae; Streptophyta; Magnoliopsida; Poales; Poaceae
Exons: 3
Coding region: 74-1429 (451 amino acids)
Source: RefSeq, a predicted model, not a curated record